Messenger RNA from Lottia gigantea (owl limpet), 1377 nucleotides. RefSeq lists its product as hypothetical. The record is from RefSeq and is a predicted model, not a curated record. Gene Ontology annotation, molecular function: flavin adenine dinucleotide binding; squalene monooxygenase activity. The transcript is spliced from 7 exons. NCBI's taxonomy places the organism in Eukaryota, Metazoa, Mollusca, Gastropoda, Lottiidae. Gene Ontology annotation, cellular component: endoplasmic reticulum; membrane. The annotation marks the transcript as partial. Gene Ontology annotation, biological process: sterol biosynthetic process; cholesterol metabolic process.
ACCAGUAAAACAGAAGAACCAGAAAUAAUUAUAAUAGGGUCAGGUGUACUAGGGUCAGCGUUAGCCACUGUUUUAUCUCGAGAUGGUCGGAGGGUAACAGUUAUUGAGAGAGAUAUGAAAGAACCUGAUAGAAUAGUUGGUGAAUUGUUACAGCCAGGUGGAAUAAAAGCUCUAACUAAACUUGGUCUGGAAGAUACAGUAAAUGGUUUAGAUGCCCAUCCUAUAAAAGGUUAUGUUAUACAUGAUUUAGAAACUCAAACAGAAGUAACAGUCCCCUACCCUAAAGAAGGCUCUACCCAGGAGGUGACUCAGGGACGAGCUUUUCACCAUGGAAGAUUUAUCAUGUCACUUAGAGAGAGAGCCCAACAGGAGAAAAAUGUAACAUAUAUAGAAGCGAUGGCUCACAAACUGAUAGAAGAUAAAGGUGUAGUAAUAGGUGUACAAUAUAAAACCAAGGGGGACAACUCAGUCAAGGAGGUGUAUGCUCCACUGACUAUAGUAGCUGAUGGUUGUUUUUCUAAAUUCCGUAAACAGUUAGUGAAGGAAGAUGUGACAGUUUAUUCUCAUUUUGUCGGCACGUUAAUGUUGGAUUGUCCCCAAUCUCUUAUGAACCAUGCCGAGCUCGUCCUGGCUAAACCCAGUCCAGUAUUGAUAUAUCAGAUCUCAUCUCAUGAUACCAGAGUUCUAGUUGAUGUUCGAGGUCAAGUUGAAGGAAGUAUGAAGGAACAUAUCUUAAAUAACAUAGCACCACAGAUGCCUGCACACAUCAGAGAACCUUUUAUAGAUGGAGUGAUAAAUGGAAGAUUAAGAACAAUGCCAAACAGUUUCUUACCUCCGUCACCUAUAGAGAAACCAGGUGUCUUGGUGAUAGGUGACGCCUUUAAUAUGAGACAUCCUUUAACGGGAGGUGGUAUGUCUGUAGCCCUGAAUGAUGCUGUUAUAUGGAGAGAUUUACUUAAAACUAUUCCUGAUCUUACAAAUUAUGAAGAAUUAAUUACAGCUUCCAGAGUAUUUCAGUUACGUAGAAAACAGACCCAUUCAUUUGUUGUGAAUGUUUUAGCCCAGGCUCUGUAUGAAUUGUUUGCUGCUAGUGAUGUACAUCUACAUAGUUUAAAACGAGCUUGUUUUGAAUAUUUUAAACUGGGAGGAGAAUGUGUUAAUGGUCCAGUAGGAUUACUCUCAGUAUUAACACCGAAACCACAUUUAUUAAUUGGACAUUUCUUUGCAGUGGCAAUGUACGCUAUUUUAUCAGUGAUACGGAGUGAACCAUUCUGGGCUGUACAUAGAGUACUAUAUAGAUCUUUUAUGAUCUUCUACAAGGCUUGUGGAGUUAUCUUUCCUUUAAUUUGGACUGAAGUGAAAGGUUUACUAGUAUAA